Messenger RNA from Effrenium voratum, 2773 nucleotides. The record is from the annotation of a GenBank genome assembly. Lineage: Eukaryota; Dinophyceae; Suessiales; Symbiodiniaceae.
GCAACUUAUAAGUUUCGCCACGGGUGGAACAUGGACUCUACGCCUCAGUCACCGGACGCUGCGGAAAGCGCUUCCGGGGAGACAAGGCCAUUGCUGAAUCUCCCACCACCGCCUCCACCGCCUGCCGCAGUUCAAGUGGCAGAUGUGUCACACAGUGGGGAAGCACUUCCUCAUGAUCGCGCAGGAGGGAACUUGCAGCCAAACGUCGAGCUGCAGGGCAAGGUCAAAGCAUGGAAAGAGGAGAAGGGUUUUGGCUUUCUUAUCGCCGAUGAUGGAACUGAAGUGUUUGUGCAUCGAAAUCAGUUGACAGAUGGCCGUGAUCUUGAAUUAGGUGCGGAGGUCACAUUUGAGGCCCGGUUCAACCAGCAGCGGGUGAAAUGGGAGUGCACGAAGUGUUCUGGUGCGGUGGGCCCCCCGCCAGAUCGCCAAGGUCAUCCCGGAGUGGAUGCAGCCAACAACCUCUUUGUUGGUGGGCUGCCCCUGGACAUCACAGACGACCUUUUGUACCAAAUCUUUGGUCAGUACGGCAUCGUCAAGCAGCUUAAGGUCUUGCCUGACAACGGCAAAGGAGACCGGGCAGCACUGAUAAGGAUGGCGGAUCCGACGGUUGCGCAGUGGCUGGUCAGCAACAUGAACGGCAACAUCCCCCAAGGCAUGACAGCACCAAUCAUGGUGAUGUAUUCCAAAAGUCAGCCUGGCAAAACCGGCUUUGGGGGCGGGUACGGGCCGCAGCAUGGAGGUGGAGACAUGCGGUUCAACCCCUACGGUGCACAGCCAAUGCAGCAAUUCUCCCAGAUGCCGAUGCAACAAUUUCCACAGAUGCAGAUGCAGCCAUGCAUGCAACAACAAUUCCAACCUCAAGCUCAAUAUCAGCAGUUUCAGCAACCCUUUCAACAAAUGCAGCCACAAUUUCAGCAGCAAAUGGGCCAACCUUUUCAGCAACCACUUGGACAAGGGCAGUUUCAACAGCCGCAGUUUGGACAACAGAUGGGGUUCCAACAGCAGCAAUUCAAUCCGCAGAUGCAGUGGCAACAGCAGCAGCAAAUGCAGCAGCAGCAGCAAAUGCAGCAGCAGCAGCAGAUGCUUCAGCACCAGCAGAUGCUCCAACAGCAGCAGAUGCUGCAACAGCAGCAGAUGCAGCAGCAGCAGCAGCAGCAGAUGCAGCACGCACAAUUGGGUCAGCCUCAGAUGCAGCUGCAAGACAUGCAGCAGGCACAAGACCCCCAACAACAAAUGAUGCAGAUGCAGCAACCAAUGCAUAUGCAGCAGCCGCAGAUGCAGCAGCCGCAGAUGCAGAUGCAGCAAGUUCAGCCCCACCCAAUGCCAGGGCCACAAGGGCUGCAGCAGGACCAGCAGAUGCUGCAAGCACAGCCACAACAGCUGGCCCAGCCUUUACCAAUGCUGCAGGACAUGCAGCAAGCCCAGUCACAAGAGCAGCAAAAGCAGACGGCGCAAGGGCAAAGCCCACAGCAGCAAAUACAGCAAGACGGGCAGCCUCAACAAAAGCAAGAUGUGCAGGAGCAGCACGGCCAACUGCAGGUAUCGCAGGAACAGGCGCAGCAAGCGCCAGAGCAAAAUCAGCAACAGCAGACACCACAACCGGUGCAAGACGCGCAGCAAGCACAGCAUCCACCCAACCAACAGACGCACGACCAACAGCCACAAGACCAACAGCCCCAACGAAUACCUCAGACUGAGCAGCAAUUGCCAGUGGAACAGCAGCAAUCUCAGCCUCAACAAGUAGAGCAGCAACAACAACAAUCGCUCCAAGCGCAGCAGACACAGCAGGUGCCGCAGCCGCAAGAUGACCAGCAGCAAGAGCAACGGCAGAAGCAGCAGGAUGUGCAGCUGCAACAACAGCCGCAGCAAGAGCAGCAACAGCAACCUCAAGUGCAAGAUGUGCAGCAAUCGCAGCAGCCAGACCAGCAGGCGCAGAUGCAACAAACGCCUCCACAAGCGCCAGCUCAAGAGCAACGUGUGCAACCAGUUCAACCCCCUUGGCAGCAACAGGCGCAGCAGCCGCAAGCAGCGACCCAAAUGGGGGAUGCGCAAGGGAAACCAGCGCAACCGGCGCAAGCGCAACAGGGAGACACACCAAUGCCACAGGUGCAAGACCCGCCAGCCGCUCAGCAGCCAGCGCAGGUUGCGCAGCCACAAGCACAAACGCCUGAGCAGUCCGGGCCGGCGCCCGGACAAGCAUCAGCCCAAAUGCAAGACCAGAUGCAGCAACAGUAUCUUCAACAACAGCAGGCUCAGCAGCAACAGCAGCAGUACCUGCAACAGCAGCAGUAUUUGCAACAGCAACAGCUGCAGCAGCAGCAAAUGCAUCAGCAACAGAUGCAGCAGCAUCCGAUGCAUCAGCAACAGGUGCACCAGAUGCAACCACAGAUGCAUCAACAAGUCGGAUUCCAGCAAAUACCACAAGCGCAGCAGCAAUUUCAGGGAAUGCCACAGUGGCAAGGCCAAGGUAUGGCACAGAUGCAGCCGGGCUGCCAAGGGUUGCCGCCCGGCCAAUGGCCACAACAAAGUCAGAUGCAACUGGAUCCGAACCUUCCAGUCCAGCCUGGACAGGGAAUGAUACAGGCCAACUGAUGCAGUCGUGGAGGCUUCCAACCCGGAGCUUUGGUAGUGAGGGCGUGCCCAACAAAACCAGUUGCCUUGGCGUUUGCUCAAAGAAGCGCAGGAAGCAUGGCUUGCGAAACGUGCUCGGGCAAAGUGUACCCAGUUAAGGUGGAAGAGAGCAAGAUGCGUUCCAGACUCGCCGCCAGCAGAA